This is a messenger RNA of Pistacia vera, 1407 nucleotides long. Its product is annotated as WD-40 repeat-containing protein MSI3-like. The coding region runs from base 76 to 1296 and encodes 406 amino acids. The transcript is spliced from 6 exons. Gene Ontology annotation, biological process: regulation of gene expression. Gene Ontology annotation, cellular component: nucleus. Gene Ontology annotation, molecular function: histone binding. NCBI's taxonomy places the organism in Eukaryota, Viridiplantae, Streptophyta, Magnoliopsida, Sapindales, Anacardiaceae. The record is from RefSeq and is a predicted model, not a curated record.
UCUUCACCAGAUCAAUUUGGCGGGAAAACAGUAAUUUUGGCUGGGAGAAGAAGAAUACUAACAGAAACUACAACAAUGGCAGCAGAUGAUCAAGAUGCAGGCUUGGAUCAGGUGGAAGAGGAGUUCACUGUAUGGAAGAAGAACACUCCGUUCCUGUACGAUUUGAUCGUCUCUCACCCGUUGGAGUGGCCCUCACUCACCGUUCACUGGGUCCCAUCUUCGUCUCCGCAACCGUAUCCGGCGGACCCCACUUUCUGCGUGCACAAGCUUGUGCUCGGGACCCACACCUCCGAUGAUAACCCAAACUUUCUCAUGAUUGCCGACGCUGUGCUUCCCACCAAGGAGUCUGAAUCUAACAUCGAUGGCAAAACUGAAAAUCCCGUUAUUCCCAAGGUGGAGAUAUCACAGAAGAUACGUGUUGACGGGGAAGUAAAUAGAGCACGGUGUAUGCCGCAGAACCCCAAUCUUGUCGGUGCCAAGACUAGCAGUUGUGAGGUGUACUUGUUUGAUUGUAACAAGCAGGCAGAAAAGAAGCAAGACGGUUGUGAACCUGAUCUGAAGUUGCGGGGUCAUGACAAGGAAGGUUAUGGGUUGUCUUGGAGUCCCUUUAAGGAAGGUUAUCUUGUGAGUGGUUCUCAUGAUCAUAAGAUAUGUUUGUGGGAUGUGUCUGCUUUGGGUCCAGAUAAGGUGCUUGAUGCUUUGCAUGUUUAUGAGGCUCAUGAAAGUGUGGUCGAAGAUGUUUCUUGGCAUUUGAAAAAUGAAAAUCUAUUUGGGUCAGCGGGUGAUGAUUGUCAAUUAAUGAUCUGGGACUUGCGUACAAAUCAAACCCAGCAGUGCGUAAAAGCUCAUGAGAAAGAGGUUAAUUAUCUAUCAUUUAAUCCAUACAAUGAAUGGGUCUUGGCGACAGCUUCUUCAGACACUACUGUUUGUUUAUUUGAUAUGCGGAAGCUGACUGUACCAUUGCAUGUUCUAAGCAGCCACACAGAAGAGGUAUUCCAGGUCGAAUGGGAUCCUAAUCAUGAAACAGUGCUGGCUUCUUCUGCUGAUGACAGAAGGCUGAUGGUUUGGGACCUUAACAGGAUUGGGGAUGAGCAACUAGAGUUGGAUGCUGAGGAUGGUCCUCCGGAGCUACUAUUUUCUCAUGGAGGUCACAAGGCCAAAAUAUCAGAUUUCUCAUGGAACAAAAAUGAGCCAUGGGUAAUUUCCAGUGUAGCUGAUGAUAAUACUGUUCAGGUCUGGCAGAUGACUGAGAGCAUUUAUCGCGAUGAUGACGACUUGCAAGCAGCUGAGAACUAGUCAAAGAUCAGGUCCAUGGGUUAGUAGGCAGUCUUUUCAAAAACCGUGUUUUUAUUUUUAACUUGAUCAGAAUGCUUAAAUCAAUAAAGCACGCAUAUUACAACUUGUCAA